Messenger RNA from Porites lobata, 18301 nucleotides. NCBI's taxonomy places the organism in Eukaryota, Metazoa, Cnidaria, Anthozoa, Scleractinia, Poritidae. The record is from the annotation of a GenBank genome assembly.
CCGGAUAUAAACAUGGCUGCUGGUAUACCAACCCUUUCCCAGGUAAGCUGUGUUUUUUUAUUGUCUCAGUGUAAAAGAAUAUCACGAUUGUGACAUUUUGCGUUACUUAACAGUGUCUCAUGUCAUAGUCUUUUUCCCCAUGAGAUCUCUGUGAUUUAUUGGCGAUCGUAAUUUCAUUUCAUCAUCGCAAAUUGAUAAGCUUACUGUUCAAGGUAAAGAUCGAGCUGAGUGUUGGAAUUAAAAGGGCAUUGAAUUUAUGUUUGUGGCGCAUUCAGCAGACAUCAGCUGUUCCAUAUGUCUUCCUUUGUUUAAAAAUAUGUUUUGCAAAUCACUGUUGUGAAGAUUCCUGUGGAUUGUUUAAACGGAGCCUUUUUUACCACUGCUACAAAUACUUCUAUGGCUUAUCUAAAGUGAACCUCAAUCUUAUAUUGACUGCAACAAACACACUUUGAUUGUCCAUUUGGUCGAUUUUGCAAAAAGUGCUUUUAGGGCGAUUAUAUCUCGAUGCAAAUCAUCUUAAAUUCACAUGGUCUAUUUUUUUCCGAGACGGAGUCUAGAUCUAUCAGCAUCAGCAUGGUAUAAAUCAAUUAGUCCUUUGAUUUAAAACAAAUCCCCCGCCGCAGAUCGUCUUGUUUCUUUCGUGACAUCAUGCCUUUACGCCCCUCUUAUAUCAAAAUAGAUAGAAUAUCUAAGAUAAUUUUCUUAUCAUGUGGUAAACAUUCACGCAUUUGUUGUUUUUCCUUUGCUCAUAGCUCUCGGCGGGACAUGCGACUGUCUAUGAAAGUUUUUUCAGACAAGUAAGCCUGUUAAUUUAUAAUGAAUCCUUUUUUCUUUUUAUACGCGUGACUUACCUGUGCUAAUUUUGUAAUCAUAGGGUAUACUAUUUAUAUUAUGACUACACUUGAAACACUCAAAAGUAAAAAAAAAGUUUCUUAUACUUACACGUUAUUUUGGUCAGUAAAGACCGUCAAAUUUCAUUUUGAAAGCAGCAUUUAUGAGAUGAAUCAAUCUAAACAUCACACAGAUAUAUAGUAGACAAGUGAUUGGGACCAGGCAGUGUUUAUUUACAUUCCACAGUGCAAUAAACCACUAGACUAUUAACAAUUCAACGUAAACGAUAAGAAAGAGGAUACUACAGCCAUACAAUGAAAUCAACCGAAAAAUUACAAAAUGAAGAAACAAAAACAAAACAACGAACAAUCAAACUGCCUUAGGUGUGGGUGGGGGGGAAGCGAAAAUACAAGCUAUUUAAAAAUGCUAUAAUUGCUGUUGCUAGUAAAGCGUAGGUUCAAAUGAACUCAAAUAGCUAUACAUCUAAUACGAAACGUGCUAGGUUGGGCAAUCCCCUGAGACUUACUAGCGUGGACUAUUUUGAUUGGUUCUAAUAAAGUCUUGUGAUAAUACAAUGAAAGUUGCUCAAUAUGAAAAUACGGACUAUGAACCCUUCCUGCCCCCAACCAGGGCCUCUCUGCUACCAAUGUCUAGAUUUAUAUUAAUAGGAUUAAUAUUCACAUUAAUCUAACUGCCACUUUGUCUAAUCUUCGUACUCUUGUACUAGCCUACAAAUACAUAAUUUAAACAUAGAGAUCAGACAGUGUAUCAAGUAAUCUCUUACAUGAUGUUAAAAUCAAUGGAAAAGUACAAAACUGUCACUCCAAAAAGUGGUAGCGACCACGAGGUGGUUAUUUACAUGGAGUUCCAACUGCAGGUCUUUCACUGGGAAGGUUUUGGUGUCUUGGAUUGAUGGUCACUUAAUAGGUAGUCGAACAUGGAGGUUUGACAGUACUUAUUCCCAUAAUACUUCCCAGCCUGUUUUCUCCAUACCCCAGGGGAGUAUAUUCAACAAAGGUUUGUACAGGGAAUCUCCCCCCUGAGGUCCAACUCCUCAACAUUUUAAUUACCAUUUUUGACAGACAAGAUACCCCUUUUAAACCCCAUCUAUUCACAGAUGGUACCCCUUUCGCACACCUAGUUUAGAACUUUGCAUCUCUGUUAACACUGCUGUGUCUUUAAAAUAUGAAUAAAUUACAAAGCCAGAACAAUUUCUUGACUUUUUUCACUGUCAAAAAAUACAUCUGUUAGCCCAUUUGGGCUUCCUUACAGACCAAAAUAAGAGAUUUUCAUGCUCUUUCAUGUAUCUGUUACCAGUGAAGCUGGGAAAAGGUACCCCGGCUUUCGGGGGAGCCUUCCCACAUAGGCCCUUGUAGGGAAUACCUCCCCCCGCCCCCCACUAUGCAGUUUACCAGUUGGUUUGAUUCCAGAUUUUCCCUUACCAUAGUUUGGUCAUAGCCUGGGGGUGGGGGGACAGUCCCUUACUUGACCUAGAUGGGUAUAUGCUGCUGAAAAGGGUAUAGUUUUCAGCAUCUCGAAUGAAAAGGGUAUAUUAUUUCACUAUUUGGCAACUUUAACAGGGUGUGAUUUUGGACCAGAAGCUUUUAAAGAGUUUGAAGGCUGCUUUAUACAUUUGUGACACCAACAUUUUUUUCCAAAAAAUUAGUUAAAAUGAGUUUUUGUAAAUUACAUAAUUCUGUAUGCAUAACGAGACAAAUCAGGAUCUUAAAAUAAGGUCUCUUGUCCUAAACAGGAUAGCGAAAUGAGUAAUUUCUGUCAUAAACAGUGUUAGGUUUUGAAGACUUCAAUUGACGACACACCUCUACCCAGACCAGACUUCCCUUUAGUGCUGCUUCCCCCCCCCCCCCCAGGGGCCUAGCCUUCUUCUUAUAGCAGGGUAGAUCAGCUAGGUUUUUAUUAGGUUCUCAGAGUGCAGAUCUCAGGCAUGUUUUAAACAGCUUAGCACAUUUAUUUAUUGUUAACAAGACUUGUUCUGGUUAAAAAAAGGCUGAUGUUUCCAACACUGGUCAGAUUGGUGCUUCAGAUGCAGCAGCUUUCUUAAAAAAAUCUGGUUUAAAGGAAGGUGUUCUACAUAAGGUGAGUAGAGCAUUUUUUCCAGAAUUUCACCAGCUGGUUCUCUUGCUGUUGCAUAAAAGGAUGAAUGUUCAACAUCUAGCCAAAAUUCUGAGACACACAACAGAUGGAAAGGAGACUUACUUAAUUGCAAGCAAUGAAUUGAAUUAAUCUGUUUGCUUACCUUUUAAAUUUGCUUUUAUCAUAAGUGAAGAUUUUGGAAGUUACUGGCAGUAAAAAGUUAUAAAUUUGUGUUGUUGCAAUAUCCCUUUUCCUCACAGAUUUGGGAGCUCGCUGACCCUCAGGGAACUGGAUUCUUAGACAAACAGGUAAAUUAGAUAGAUACAAGAAGAAAGGAACAAGCCACCUUGCCAACUAGUUAUUGUUAUGACAUUGAUUUAUGUGCGUGGGAAGCUUUUUCUAUUAUUAUUUUCAAAUUUUAUGGAAAAAUCUGGGGAUAGCUUACAAAAUAUGUAGAAAUAACAUGUAAAGAGAUAAACCUCCCUCAUGCAGAAUGUACAGGGUGCAAAGAAAAUCAUUUUUACAGCUUGCCAUUCGGGCAAACUGCAGCUAGCAUUUACUAGCCCAAACGUCAUUACAACUAGCCCCAAAAGCUUUUUGAUGAGUAGAACUGAUUUCACAGUUCUUCUGUUAUUCAAAUUGCUCAAAAAACAUCACUUGCCCGUCAAAAACAGAAUUCAUUAGCCUGAUAGCAAAAUCCAAUAGCCCUGGGCUAUCAGACAUUAAGUCUUUCUUUGCACACUGUGCCAAACAAAGUCACGGUCCACGCCCAGGGGGGGGGCACUCCCAUAUGAAACAGACGGGGAUGCUCGUCGGAAAUUUUGAAUUUAACCCCUAAAGGAGACCAUCUGGGCGUGGCUCAAGCUCUUUGUGACCCCUAAAGGAGACCAAUCUGGGCGUAGCUUGAGGAAAUUUUGACCCUAAAAGAGACCGCUUAAAAACACACAAAUACGACAUGCAAUGAGUUUUAAUGAUGUAAAGACAUAAUCAUCGUGAUCGUUUUGUAAUUUUGUAAGCGCUAAACCCGCUGAGUUUCCUGUUAUAGACAAACAAUAGACAAAGCACGAAGACAUCUUGUAAUAACGCUUCCUUUAUUGUCACUGAUUAAUCGGAUUAUAAUGUUCUCUACUGUUUGUAGAAAUCUUUGAUCUAUAAUCACUGAGGUAAUGCGGUAAACAAAACAAGUUAAAAAGACAAUUUGACUUCUGUUUCUCUUUGUGUAAUUCUGUGUUUCUUGGCGGAACCCUAAAUGAGACCUUGGUGGCUCCAUGUCACAAAGGUGUAUGAGCUGUAAGUAGAUUUAGGGGUUUAUGACCAGAAGUUUACCAUCUUUAUUUGAACCAAGAGAACUGUUCAUAGUAAACAAGUGUUUCUAUCGUGGACAUGUCCAUGAGGAGAGCUUUGUUGUGUAAUCCUUUUUUAAAACAUUUGACUGGGUAGUACCGCUUCUAAGUGCAGACUUGUCAUCAUUAAAAAUAGUGCAGAUAAACAUGCAGGAACAAACCUUGCAAAAUAGUUUAUUAUUAUAUCCUGUAAAUGAUAACCAUUUUCUUUUUUCAUUUACAGAGAUUUUUCUUGGCUCUGAGACUGAUUGCUUUGGCACAGAAUGGAAAAGAUGUCUCCCUAUCAAAUUUAACUUUACUUGUUCCUGCACCUAAAGUGGUAAGCUAAGUGCAUGAUAAAAUUAUUCAGGAUUUGUAUGACACCAUAUUGCUGUUAAACCAUUUUGCUAUUAAUUUUUUUAUACAGUGAGCUUUCAAUCUCUUCAUGUUCUGGAAGCAACAAAUAAUAUAAUUUAUAGUUUCUUAUGUACAGAGUACCACUACUUGUAUUGUUCCAUACAUAUGGUCUCUAUAGGGACAUAAACAGGUCUAGGACAAUAAUUAUUCUGCUUAUUCAGAGGGAAUUUAUUUCAUACAUUUCAGUAACCAAACAAAGAGUACCAUGCCAGUGCCACUAAAAGUGCCUUUUAUAAGUGGCUUUUUUCAUACACAUACAGUUGUAAAGUGAACAUUGACAUUCAGAAAUACAGAGCCAAAUGCAUUGUCUUAUUAGAGUUUUUUGUCAACAUAAAAUUAUCUGUAGCCAGCGAAGAUCAUACUUUGUGUCAAGUGGUUGCUCACGCAAGGUUUACAAAUUGAUCGGUGAAUUUUAAAUCCAUUACAAAAAUUGAUGAGGUGCUCCUUCACCAGAGGACUUAAAAAUAAAUUUGCUUUGAAUUAGUGGUUGACCAUAUGAACAGUGACUCCUCAAGAGAAGAGCUGUCAUGUACUCGGAGGCUUAAUACAUGUACAAUCAGUGGCAAACAGUCAAAGAGCAAAACUGUCAUAACAUUAGCUGUCGUGAGAGUGUCAAGGGAAUUAUUUGGAAUUAAAUAAAAAGAAAACAAAACAAAACAGUAAGAUUGUGUCCUACUACUGAGGUUUUUUUUUUCAAUUUUUCCAGGAACUUGUGCCCCCUGCUGUCCCUCCCCCGCAAGAGAGCACUCUCUGGGCUGUAAAAGCUGCUGAAAAGGCAAAGUAUGACAACAUUUUUGAGGUAAGCCAGUUGUCCUGAAAACUUGAAUCAUUAUAAGUUUCUGAGAAACUGCCCACCCCUCCCCUAAGCCCCUAAAAUUAGAAAAAACAGUAAAAAAUACUAUGCAAAGGUUCUGUCAAGAUUUUUCAUUUGAUUAUGAUAACACCAUAGGAUUUCAUCCGCCGAUUAUUUUACUGUAACUUGGUCUUAAGUUGAAAGGAUUGAUUAUCUAAAGUUAUUUUCAUUUGGCAUGUUAUUUUAGGGCCUAAAACCUGUUAAUGGACUUCUCCCAGGCGACAAAGUCAAACCUGUAAGUGAGAAGUUUCUAAUUUAUGUUAUAUAGUUUCACCAAUAAUCGUGUUUUAAGAUGUAAAACAUGUAUCUGUCUGCAUCUGUCUGAGAAUAACACACCUAAUAACUCUUUGUCCUGUUUGAUAUAUUAUAUGAACUUAAUGAUUACUGUUGUCUACGUAUGUGGCAGUCAGUGGCUUGCUAUGGCCCUUGAUUAUAUUAUAAUUCUGUGGUUUUGUUCAACUUCAGGUGUUACUGAACUCUAAGCUUCCUAUUGAUGUACUUGGUCGAGUCUGGGAGCUGGCUGAUAUUGACAAAGAUGGCAUGUUAGACAAUGAUGAGUUUGCUGUGGUAAGAAUGAAAGAGGCUACUCUAAACGAUAUGCUAGUAUAUCACACCUAAAACAGUACAAAUCUUACCAUUAACACUGCUGGACAGAGCCAGGUUUUUUUCAGUUAAGGACUGUCCAUCUUAUAGAGUUAUCUUCUGCUCAAACAUCAGCUGUCCACAAUAGGAUGGGUUAGCCUAGUGUCACUUCCUUAAUACAGAUGCCAGGUGGAUAGAGCCAAAUCUCUGCAAGUACAGAGGUGUUCGUUGAAUAUUGAUUGUAUACAACUCACUUUGACUCUGAAGAUGACUACUGCACAGGUUGUCGAAAUGUCAGUCACUGUCAACAACAACAGUCCUAUACAGGACUACGUUCACCCGGACGAUCAAACUCGACCUACUUUUGAAAUGAAUCCUGGGUUCAAAGCCUUUCACAUUGAUUGUAUGACUUUCAGUUUUUUUGGCCUCUUACCAAGAGAUUCAUUCUAAGCGCUUUGUCACAUGUUCCUCUAGGCUUCUGUGGGCUAAGUAAACCGCUUGCAAUAAAGAGAUGCUUGUAUUGUAGAGCUAAAUUAGGAAUUGUUUGGGAUCCUUGGGACUUAGUUAACUGUCUACAACAUAGCGAUGUCAUUAAUGUUAUCAGUGGCGUAUCCAGGGGAGGGGCCUGAAGGGCCAAAAAAAAUUUGUUUAAGACCGCCCCCCCCCUUUUCUCAGGUUCUCGGUGACCAGGCCCCCCCCCCAAUCUGAAGGGCUGGACCUGCCGCUGAUUAUGGAGUAUCAGUUGUCUAUAAGGAGAGUUUUUAGAGUGUUAAUACACCAUCUUAUGGAUGUACUCCUUCUGAUUUGUUUGUUUGUUUGUUUAUGUUUGUAACAGGCCAUGCACCUUGUUUACCGUGCCUUAGAGGGAGAUCCUGUACCACUGACACUCCAUGGCAAACUCAUUCCUCCUUCAAAGCGAAAGUUAAAGCUGACAUCAUCAGCCCCCUCUUCACCAUCUCCCCAGAGUCACACCCCUCCUUCAAUGAGUAGUUCAGUUCUCUCUGUUACAGUGAGUUGUUAGACAAUAUUUUAUCUCAGUCAACUGUAAGCUAACGCUUAUAAGCUCCCCCACGUACAAGCCGUCUUAAUUAUAGGCCUAUCUAGCUGUGAGCAAAAAAAAUGUAUGCGAUUAUAUGAGCCCUGCAGAUACAAGACAUCCUCCAAAUGUAUUGAAAUGAAUUAAUUUGAUUUAUUAUGACGCUUUAAAGCUUACAUGUAAUUAAAACAAACAGUAAAUGCAUAACGAAUUUUGAUCAGCGCUGCUAUAGCUUGUUUUGAAGCAUUUUUUCUAUUCUGGUUAUAAGUUCCCCUGGAUAGUAGCCCCUUCGUUUAUAAGCCCUCUAAAACCCUUACAAAGCUAAACCCAGGGCAUGUAAGCAACAGUUUAUGGUGUAUCAUAUGGUUAGCAACGAUUAACAAAGUUAGGAGUGUGUUUUUUAGUGGUGUAAGCUGUCUCUGUAAAAAACAUAAAGAAGCUGAAGCUAUAGACUGAUUGCAGUCCCUCGUGCGAGCGAACGAGCGAGGCAAAUGCACGAGGAAGAAGACACGUGAUACGUGGCCAUUUUUAGUUUAACAUGUCAAUGGUUCAUUGUUACCUAAAGAGUUCAGACGUACCAGUCAGACUUGCUGUAUACUUUGCAGACCUCUCAAGAAGUUCCGUGGGUGGUAACAAGUAGUGACAAGUCACGGUAUGACACCAUGUUCAAGCAGGCUGAUAAGGAUGCUGAUGGACUUGUUUCUGGUAAAAGAAAUUGUUGUAUAGUUCAUUUUUUUCCCAAACAGAAUGCUCUCUCAUUGGUUACUUCGAGCUCACAUGACAUCUAAAAAUAAAACUUUUUCCCGCCAAAAAUCUGUUAGCGGGCAGCGUUGCAAAACUAUGACGUCAAAGGGUCAGGGAAUGCCAAUGCAUAAGGACCGUGAAAUGACCUGAGAACAGUAUACAUGGAUCAAUACUUAAGGGCUGGUUUUCAUUAGUCUCAUUAGCGUAUGAGUAGACUCCCACACAGGACGUUAGGGAGUUUUAGCAAAGAUGACGACGACGGUCGGGAUAACGUCAGAAAACAAUAGAGCUUAUUCACUCAGGUGGCCAGCAUCUAUGCUAAUUUAUACGGACAAAAGAAAGUUUUUACAUAAUAAAAGAGUUCAAUUCCCACAGGGUUGUCUUGGUACACCAACAUGGCCGCCGUUUCAUUGUUUUGGAAGACCAAUAAAAGUUUGCACGUGCAUCACGCUUUUUUGUAGGAGGACGUACACAAGCGACGACGAAAUUUUCGUUCUUUUUCUGACCUUGAGUGCAGUCCCCAAGAUAUAAACUUUAGUGAAAUUUGCCUACAUUAGACAUUUGCAACGAAUUGGAAUUUUAAAAAAAACGCUAAUUCAUUUUAAAAGUGACGUUUUCGCUGCCGUCGUCGUCGUCGAUGCUAAAACUCCCUGUUCUUUUGGCUCGUCACGCAAUCCUCCAAGGAAUGCUUGACGAAACCCUAAGAAAGUCUAACAACGAAGAGCCGGAGUCGUAAUCAGAGGCGAUAAACGUCAUGAUCCAUUCAAAGCGGUUCUCCGCUUCCAGUUACGACUCCGCAGUUCAGGAUCUUGUGAAAACUGGAGGUAGUCAAAGGCCCAAACAAAAGGGGCAGAUUAAGCCAAUCACAACUCGUAGGGGCGAGCCUUGUGAUCAGUUUGUCCUUCUGCUUCUGCUUCUGUCUCUGACAAUCUGGUUUUCACUAGGUCUUCAUAGUAUUCAUAAUUUUGAGAACUUGAUUUUUCCACCUCAAAGAGAAGACCGUCGUUAUAGUAGCAAAUUUUUGUUAGUUUGUUUAAUGUUACUGAUGAUAGGCCUUAACAAGUAACGUAAUACAGGGGACUUAAAAGACUCAGACCAAUAGCCAGUUCCACGUCACAACAUCAUAGCUAACAAACAUUAGUUUCCGCAAAUUACACCAAGAAACACCCCAAUUUUCCUUCUUUGUUGACUUACAGGAGAGGAAGUUAAAAACAUAUUUAUGGCAUCCGGACUUCCGCAACAAGUGCUUGCUCACAUCUGGUAAGAUAGUUGUCUUCCUUUUUUGUUCUCUGCUAAACUGCAAACAAUCAAACCUAACGUUAGCCCUAAAAAUGCUGCAGGUGGUCAUUGUUCGUCCUACAACCUCGUCUCCAGGGCGCUUUCCCUGGCUUUGGCCUUGGAGGUGGGAUCACACCUCCAAAGCCAGUGAAAAGCGCCCUGGGGACGAGUUGUGCAUCCUACUGCCACGUUCAGGAGUUUCCCAUGCAAGAAUCCAGGUUUUUGUCGCUUUUGCGCGUUUUGAGAAGCUAUGCUGUUUAAAGCCGGGUGGCUCUCUUUUCAAUUUUCUAUUGUCAAUUACAAUGUUUGAAAACACCUUUACUUUGCCCAGACUCCCAAUUCUAGUUUCAUUCAUAAACUGAACAGUUAGAACCACGUUUUAUGCCAUAGUGAGGAGUACUGUGGGGAAAUGCUGGUAAACAGUUUUCCCUUGAAUUUUGCCAGGAUUACGUCUCUACAUUCUUCCUGUUUAGUGUAACUGAAAAUAUCGUGAUAUAAUAGACCAUUUCUGUACCUUAACCCUCUUUUCAAAACGAGGGCUAAUGCAUAUUCUGUUAUGAAAAUGAUUUCUUUUCUCAUUCAAGGCAACGUCACAUGAAAGAUUUUGAGGGAAAGAUUUCUGAGGGGUUUUGGAACUCGAAAAGGGCCUAUUGUGACCCAAAACUACUGAAAUACGUAAUUAACACUUUAAUCUAUGUGAAAGGUUUGAACCUAGGAUUCAUUUCGGAAGUACAUGUGCUAUAGUCGUCUUCCAAGUCAAAGUGACUCUGAAGAUGACUACCGCACAGGUUGUCGAAACGUCAGUCACUGUCAACAUCAGUCCAAUUCAGGACUACGCUCACACGGACGAUCGUACUCCACCUAAUUACUUUAAUCUCUGUUUAAGGGGGCUCUGUGACGUGACAAACCAAGGACGUUUGAAUUCUGAACAGUUUUCGUUGGCCAUGUACCUUAUUCAUCAAAAAGUCAUGGGAGUCGAUCCACCACAGACUCUUAGUGCAGAGAUGGUACCGCCCUCAAUGAGAAAUGGAAGUGCUUCCACGCCCACGGCCACAGGGGAGGACAGGGUAGGUGUUACUGUAAGAUGUUAGUGUUAAUCUGGGGAGGGGUGUGGAAUGGGAAACGAAUCACCAGGUAUGGGCGGGGAUCGGCGGCGUGCUGCGACGACAAGUCAUCAGGAAAACCUUGUCGUGUGUACUGACACUGCGGCGGGUCACGAGAAUCAAGGGUCAUGAAUGAUGCUCUCUCAUUGGUCGGUUUUGAUUUUGUAGUGGGGACAGAUCGUAUCAAGCGCACACACGGUGGGUUACUUUGUCUCUGCGACUCAUUGCACAAAAUUAUUCCAGCGUAGAUUUAUGUGGUAUGUCACUGCAACCAAAUCUUCGUCACCACAACAGUAUCUAUGGUUUGAUCAGGCGAGGGAACUACUGUAGCCGGCCAUGGGUCCCAGCAACGAAUCGAUGCAAAAUGUUGCCGAGUGCCGUGUUGAGCGGUUAGCAUUGGAUUCCAUCGGCCCGAAACCCUUUGGAUACCUUUCGAAGUUUACAUAACGUAGUAUUUCUCAUUGCUUCUACACUAUUUAUCUACAGCACAAGGGAAACCAAAGCCAGAAGAAUGUGUAUGCUUCUUAAGGUGUCCAAGAGGUUUUAGGCCAAUGGGAUCCAUUGCUAACCGUGUUAAGCUUUACAGACGCCUCAUGGUGCGUUUGCCUUGUUUACGUAAUUGACGUCAUCAACAUAAACUCAGUUUUGUGGGUAAAAGACAAAAGGUUGAUACAAGUUUUAGACUGUAACUUUGAAUAAAUAUUAAAUAGGCUUGUUGUGGUUUCCUUUUAGCAGGACGGGACAGCUGCUGGAAGCGUUGUUUCAAGCCUGAAUGAUUUUAGCGCCAUCAAAGAGCUUGAUAAAAUAAGCAAAGAAAUUGAAGAAUUAGGGAGGCAAGUUAUAAGUUUUGUUUCUGUGGUUUAGCAAAUGAUCAAAAUUAAUACUAAACUGUUCUAUGUGCAUGUUAUUUCUUUAACAGAGAAAAAGCCAAUCUACAGCGUGAAAUAGAAGAAAAAGAGGACAUGAUUAGACAAAGAAAUGGAGAAAUACAGGUAUAGCUCGAUAUUGAUGCAACAUUAGUGGCGUAAAACAUCAUUCACGGUAAACUGUACCAUUACCAAUAAAGUUUUGUUGUUGUUGUUGUUGUUUACUGCAAAGCGAUCUCGUGACCGUUCUCCAUUUAUAACGGUUGCUGCAAACUUUUCCUUUUUAAGACAUCUUGCCAAAAAUGGGGUUUCUUAAUGUAUCCAUUUACUCACUAAGUAGUCUCCAUUGAACUCCCGUACACAGUAGAACCAUCUUGUGAACAUUUUGCACACACGUCGAUGUUACAACAUGUCCUUAAGUGCCUUCUAGCGUAGAGAGACAUAAUGGUGCCAUUUAUACGAAGAAAAAUAAGACGCGAACUGUACAAUUACACGAGCAUGUCUUAUCUAAGACGAGAACAGCUCGUAUAAAUCGUCUUAUUUCUGUUCUUGACUCGUUUUCAUGUGAAUAUUGCCCGUAGCAACGGCAGUCCAACAUGGCGCGCCAAAACUUAACGCAUGCGUACUAUGCGUUCGCGUCUUAUGUAAGACGCGAAGGUCAUUUAUUCGAAGUUUUUCUCGUCUUAGCUAAGACGCGUUUUAUAAGACGCGUCUCAGCUAAGUCGCGUCUUAUUUUCGACGAAAUGUGCCGUUCAUUCGGAAAGUUCGCGUUCUAUGUAAGACGCGUCUUAUUUUUCCUUGUAUGAAUAGCCCUAAUGAUGAUGAUGUCGAUGACUAUGGCAUUGAUGAAUAUGGUAAAAAUGGGUUGCAGAGGGGACAAGGAGGAGGAGAAGUACAGUGACAAUGACAAUCAUCAUCAUCAUACAAAACUGUACUUCAUUUGAGUGUCAAUAUAGUUAGCACGGAAGUGCUAAUUGAGUACACUAGUUUUACUUCUCCUUCUAGAGACAGGACCGCCAUUUUACGAAGUCAUCCGAGCCAUGCGAAGGUCUAGCCGUUUGCAGGGCAAAGGCAGUACCUUCAUUUCUCAGUUAUUUUAAGACCCUGACUGUUGGCUCGGCCUCGGAAAUCGAACCCGCGACCUUCCGCUCAGCGGCUCUACCGACUGAGCUAAUCCUGCCGCGGUAAAGAGACCUCAUCGUCAUCAGCAGCAUCAUGAUAGACGUUAAAACCAUACAUACUUAAUUUUUAACUGUCUAAGGACUUAGAAAGAAAGGAAAGGAAAGACAAGGUUGUACCAAGAGAGAAUGGUGCAUGGAUAUGCAGAAAACUUACUUUAUCUGUUGUUUAUUUGGACACAGAAUCUACAAACUGAGCUGGAGAAAACCAAAGUAAAGUACCAAGAAUUAGAGAAACAGAAGGCGGACGCUCAGAGCAAACUUGAUGAGUUGGAUAAGGAGGUUAGAAUGAAAGAUGUUUUUUUCUGCUGAUGUGUUGUGUCCUGACGGAUGUUUGAAGCUCACGCACCUCGCAUGCGACAAUCCUCGCUUUUGGCGCCAUGCGCAUUUCUAGCAGGGAAUAUAAUUAAGAGAGAGUGCAAAACGAUUUAUUUGCAGUCAAAAACGUAUAAUUGUGGUAUGAACGGUGCAGGAGAGUAAUGGGUGUUGUUCUUUUAUUCCCAGAAAGCGAAAUAUGAAGAGAUGCUGAAGGAUGCUAAACAAAAAUGUGACGAAGAAACAAAAACUGUGAGUAUUUUCCUUUGAUACGAGCCUUCCCUUUACCUUUUUGUUGUUGUUGUUGUUGUUGCUGUUGCUGUUGUUUUGUUUGUUUUUUUUUUGCACAAAAGACAUCAUAGGACAAAAGGAAAAUAACAAAUAUCAGGAAUGGAUAGUGUUUUGGGCGUGAGUCUGACUGACUAUUCAAGUUCAGGGUUGUUUCAUGGCAUUCACGGUCGCCACAAUGAUUCACCUGUGUGUUAUGCACCAUUCGUUUUCACGCGCGUCCUUCGUGUUUUCUCGCAUCUGAUUUUCUCCUCCCCGUCUCACGCCUUCGAACCUCUUCCACGCAACUAGGUAGUGAAUAACAACUAAACAGCUGGAAGUUUAUGGCUUAAAGAGCUGUCAGAAGAAAACAGUUCUAUUUCCAAACAAAAUUCGAUAAAGUGAAUUUUUUCUGUUUUUCUUGUUAGAUAAACAGCUUACAAGCGCAAAUUGCCUCUUCAAGACAGUCCGCCCUGGUAAGUAGAAUCGCCCCACUCUCUAGGGGAAAAAAUGUUUCUAGCGAUCGAAAAUUAUUUUUUUUAGUAAAAAUUUUCCUUUUUUUUCUUAUUUUCAAGCACCAAGAGGAAGAAUUAAGUCAAGCAAGAGACGAAUUAAACAAGUUGAGAGAAGAUGAAACGAAGCUUGAACGAGAAGUAAGAAAUAAUGACCUUAUAAAAUGAGGGGAAAUGCUCUGUUUUCUUUUUCUUUCUUUCCGUUUUCUUCUUUUUAUUCUCGUCACUUUGGGAGAAGGUGCUAUCUUCUUCUCUCUUCUACAAAUUCCUUUAUAAACUAUUAUUUCUUAAAAGGAAAUGACUGACGCAGUAACUUAAACCGAAAUUGUAUGCCUUGUUAUUUUUUAACAGAUCGAAUCAAGUAAAGAACAUUUGGAGGCUGUACAAAAACAAAUCAAAUCUGUUCAGACAGAGUUAUCACAGGUAACGAUCACAACAGGGCAAUUUUAGGUGGGAGAUGUGUACAUGUGGAAUUAAACCUCUCUGGUUGAAGUAGAGGUACCCCAGGCUCCUUUGCAGCCGCUCGAGCCGGAGUCACGCAUUCUCCCCGGAGCUUUGCGUGACUCCCUCCUGAGCGGUCGCGAAGGAGACCAGAGAUAACCUGCUUAUCAACAAAAUCAUUACUUCAAGUAGAUCAGUACUUGGUUCAGGAACAAUUCGUUUCACUCCAGUUAUUGACUCGUUCAGUUACUGGCAGAAGUCACAGCUUUUGUUGAAAGACUAACUGUCAUGUAGGAGUUACAGGCACUAGUAUUUGGAAAGAGAUUAUCUUGCAUUUGCACAACGCAGAUGUAAGAUUACAAAAAAAAAGGAAACUAUAAUAAUGGUGUUUGUCAGCAGUUUGUAAAUCGAACUUUAAGAAAUAAUUCAAAGGAUUUGUUCUAAGUGGCUUUGUUAUGAGUUUGUUUUUAAGCAUUGUUUUGAGGGAACAUUUUCUGGAGACAAAAUGCUUUUCUUUGCUUCUGUAGUGUUUGUCUCUGUUAUUUUUAUGGGUAAUAGCAUGAUUUGUAGUGAUAUUUGGCAUAAAUACCACGAGUGAUUUUUCGAAAUUGUUACACAUAAUUUCACGAGCCGUUAUGCGAGUGAAAUUUGGGACAAUUUUGAAAUAUCACGAGUGGUAUUUAUGCCAAAUGUCAUAUACAAACCAUGCUAUUAUUUGUUUAUACUACUACCAGCAAAAGGUUUGUAAUUUUCACAUGUAGGUAUUUCAAAUUAACCUGAAAUACCACUGCUCUAAGCCAAUCAAAUUGCAGAAAUUUCUCAUGUAGUAGUAUAAUAAUCCAUAUAAUCACACUCAUUUCGCGACAGUCCUGAAUACAAACGUUUCUCUCCAUGAAGUCACUCUCGCCUGAUUGUAAAUUUUUGUUCCUUAUCUAUUGUUGAUAGUGUCAAUUCGUUUUGUAGGUUAGAUCAAAGGUGUCAACGCUGGAAGAAACGAACAAUAGUCUAAACGCCAAUAUUGCGCAUUACAACUCUCUGAUGAACUCAAAUAGCGUGGCCAGUGGUCCCGCCCCUAUUCCUGAUUUUACGCCACUUCAUGAUGCCUUUGAUAUGACACCGACUCCUUCUGAAGCGGACGCUAUGAGCGUUAGAGCGACGGUAAGCUACGAGAAUGAACUACAGUUUCGUUCAACGCAUGUAGAAAAGGGCAGCAGUAUUUCAUUUCGAUAGACUACGCUGAGUAAUAAAGAAAACCAAGCUUUCUGAAAGGAGAAAAUGAAACCUCUUCUAUUGGCGGAAUAAUACCAGUGGGGGAUGCAGACCUUUAGAUAAGGGGGAGGGGGAGGGGCGAUCAUCUAGACCCUGACGUAAGGCGGAGGGGGGGGGGGCGGUCCUCGGGCCUCAGAUUGGUCUAAAAAUAGGGGGAGGCCCGGGCCCCCCGGGCUCCUCCCCUGGGUCCGCCACUGAAUAAGAUUAAGUAUUGGCGUUAGAUCCGUUUUUGCUCUGAUUGGUUAAUUUAAACUGUGUCUGACUAAGCAGCCAUUAAAAAAGCUAGCCAUUCUCAACGAUAAAAAAGGUGGUGUCUUAAAUUUUUCUUUGUUUGCUUUUCUGUAGGCAGGAAGCAGUCCCGUUAGUAGUAUUAGUGGUUUUAGUGUUGGAUCUGGUCGAGUUGAUGAAGCUGUGGACGAUUUUAAGGUAUAUUUAGUUCUACAGUGCUGUUUUGAAUGGUCCAUUUUCGAGUUCGCUAUGACCGCUGAAUUUAAGAAGUGAAAACGCAUUUUUUACAGCCUUAGCCUCAAUCUGAAGUAAUAUAUUCACAAAUUCCAACGAGAAAAAGACCUGUUAUUACUCUGUCUUUUGUGUAUAUUCAAAUUUCAAACACUUGCUUGCCAGAAUUUCUGAAUAUUUUACUUUACGUCGAGGCUAACCCUGUAUGAAUGUGUCGUUAAUGUUUAUUCAGCGGUAAUUUUCAAUUCGAAACUGGACUAUUCUUUCUCCUGAUUAGCUAAGACUUAACGAGCAAAUGAAACAAAGUUAAAUCUUUUCUCUUUUAGGAUUCAGAUCCCUUCAAGAGUAAAGAAAAUUUAUUUAGUUCCUCAGAAGCAGGUAAGCUCCAAUGUGCGCCAUGGUUUUCAAUGAUUGACGGUUUUUUUUUUUCUAAGCCAUUGUAAUGUCUUAGAGUCCUAUCCAGUUGUCCUUAAAAUCGUUUCUCCCGAGAGUCUCAAUAUCAGUGUUCAUCCUCCAGUGUUUUCUCACUAAAAGCAACCGUAAUAUGGAAAAUGCCGUGCUGGAUUGACCUUUCAGAUUGCCGAAAAGCGGAUGACGUCAAAGAGGACAGAACCCAAGCGUGUCGCUUCCCGCGUUUGCUUCUUUUCCCUGAGCUAUGAAAAUUGUUUGUUCACUUGUUUUGAUAAACUAGUUAAAUGGCUGGCGGUCAUUCACAAAUUCGUGUUUGUCUCGAAAUCGAUAUUUGCAAAUCAUAAGCCAAUAUUCUCAAACGCCAACAUGAGAGUUCCCUCCUUGCAUGGAAGUGUUUUGGUCACUUCCUAAUCAUUAAAAAUCGUGAGAAAAAUCGCUCCUUGACAAGGUAUGCAAGCUCUGACGUUAUAUUCAUUUGUUACUGAAAGUAAAAGCGAAUAAGCAUGAACUGUCUCUUCUAUUUCAGAAUCUAACGACCCCUUUCACGUGGACGAUCCCUUCAAGACAGACCCAUUUCAUUAUAAAAGCGUCUCUUUCGCAGAUCCGUUUACAGCGGAUCCUUUUGAGGUGAGAAACUAGUAACAUGGCUGAUUUCAAUAGUUUUAUCCAAAACAUUUUCCCAGCUAAACACCUUACUCCAAAACUACCUUUUUUAUUCUUAUGUUAAUUAGCCCUCUUUGCCUCGCUUACGUCUGCAAAAUUCGUAGGAGCUUUUACCUCGAAAACGAUGAAACGAUGAAACGAUGCAUUUAUGGCCAAUUAUUAUGAUGACAAAAGAGUAACAAAAUUUGACGCCAUUUUGACCGUUUGACCGCUGGUCGUGCAAAAACAUUCUUCCCUACAGUACGCUAGCUCUUCGAACUUCAAUGCAGCGGCAUGGUUUGCUUCUACACUAUUGUUGUGGAAGUCACGUCGGGAAUGUUAUUCCAAAUUCUAGUAGUCUAAUUUGUUUUCAUUAAAGGACGCAAAAAGUGUACAUAUUAAGUUUUCGUAUUCGUUUGUCAGGGUGAAGAUUUGUUCAAGAGUGACCCCUUUAAAAGCGACUUACCAGCAAGUGGCGAGGCUAACGGCACUGCAACAGGAAUAUCGAACGGUAAGUCUCGAGUUUCAGACGCGGUAAAUCUUGGCUGCUUUACUUUUGCCUUGAUAUGCUUUUUAAUCAUCGUGCUUGCGCACUUUUCCUUUUUCCACACACAGUUGACUUAUGAUUGGCUGAAAAAUCACGCGCUACUUUCUAGACCAGUCAGAAGUUAAACCAAAACUACAUGUGACAUUCUCACUCAUGCGCACGUGCCUCCCGGGCUUAGCUCCUGUUUAUUGUAUCUGUCGCGAGUUUUGAUUGGUUUAUUUGAUUGUUUGCUCGUUUUAUGAUUGGCCAGAUGAAAUUGCUUUCGUUUUGUUUUCACUACGCUAUUUCGUAAAGGGCUUUGAGAAAAUCAGUAUGUGAUGUGUACUUAUUUUUUCUUAUCUGUAGGAUUAUCCGCUUCACCUUCGAAAUCAGAUCCUUUUGCUAUGGAUCCAUUUCAAAGUACAUUCCCGAGUAGCAAGGUAAGUGCGAUGAUCAUUCUUCACUUUCAUCCAAAUUGGAAAUUUACUGCGAUGAUCAUUCUUCACUUUCAAAGUUCAUUGGCAGAGCAGCGCUCUCCGUUUUUCUAUUUGAUUUCACAUUUGCAGUCGACGUAAUAGGGCUAUUUAUACGAGGAAAAAUAAGACGCGUCUUUCAUGAGACGAGUCCUAAAUAAGACGCAAACUAUCUCGUAUAAACGGCACAUUAAGCCGCGACUUAGCAUAGACGCGUCUUAUCGAAGAACAGGUAGGGGCUGUUCUUAGAUAAGAAGCGUCUUUGCUAAAUUUCACACGAAAUGUCCCCUUUAUACGGGAUAGUUUGAGUCUUAUUUAGGACAGUCACGUCCUAUGUAAGACGCGUCUUAUUUUUCCUCGUUUAAACGGCCCCAAAGUGAUUUUCUUCACACUUAACCGUUAAGAAGGCCAGGAUUUAUUAAAUCUCGAAGGCGUUCUUGAUAUCAAAAAAAGGCGUGCUGAUGAAAUUUCGAUGCGGUGAAUUUGUUACAACCUUUUAAAGGAAUUUUUUACCUCUUUACGUCUCUUACAGAGUUCGACAGAUAACUUCUUUAGCUCAGAUCCCUUCAAACCAUCUGGAAGUAGUUCAGAUUCUAAGAAAACCACAGACAGCAAAGACUUGAGCUCUUCUGCAAAGGACCCUUUCAGCAAUCCUUUUGGUUCUGAUCCGUUUGGUGAGUUC